AUGAAGAUGAAGAUCCACGGGGUCAUCUUAUUCCUUCUCUUCUGUGAAUUUCAUGGUCAACCAUAUCCUGAUGCAUCUCAGGACAGUGACCAAGAAACGAAAACCAUAAAGAUUGGUCUUAUUCUGGACUUGAAAUCAUGGGUGGGGAAGGUUGUUAACAGCUGCAUUACAAUGGCAAUUUCAGACUUUUACAUGCUCAAUGGACAGUAUAAAACGAGGAUUGCUCUUGAAACAAGAGAUUUGAGAGGAGAACCGCUGAAUUCUUUAGCUGCUGCUUUUGAUCUUCUGGAAAAUGCUGAAACGCAGGCGAUCAUAUUCCCAGAAAUGUCAAGUGAACAGACCUUCUUGGCGACACUAUGUGACAGAGCUAAUGAGCAUUCCAAUGGAGGACUGUUGUACUUAUCUACGAGGACACUGCAGAUACCAGACAAAUUCUAUCUCAUCUACACGACGCCUUUCGUGAUAAUGAUGUGGAUGCCGUAA
This is a messenger RNA of Fraxinus pennsylvanica, 483 nucleotides long. NCBI's taxonomy places the organism in Eukaryota, Viridiplantae, Streptophyta, Magnoliopsida, Lamiales, Oleaceae. The record is from the annotation of a GenBank genome assembly.